UCUCUCUCUCUCUCUCUCUCUCUCUCUGCAGUGGGAUUGCCACAACAUCAAAGGCACCUCCCUCCCUCUCUCUCUCUCUCUCUGCAUCCUCCAGCAUCCGACACUCAGGAAGAGCAGAGGGGAACGACCUGGACUCAAGAAGAAGAGAUGUGUUCACUCCAAUGAGGCUCGUCCACCCCCAUUAGUGAUCCUGUCCGUGUCCGUCUGUCACCAUGAGCAUCGUGGCUCUGUCCCCCGUGGCCCCCGAGCCUCCGUCCCCGAUGGUCACCUCCGUCACACCCACCCUGGACCCUGACGCCUCCAGCUCCCCCGCUGAUGUCACCACGCCUCCUCUCUGCCCCGACCAGGAGCUCCAGGCCCAGGACGGAGCCUCCUCGCCCGGCCCGGGCCCCAGCCGGGGGGGAGGACCUUACCUGGGCCGAGACCCCUCCCACAGGUCAAAGAAACCUCCGCCCCUCCACACUGGAGCCGACUGGAAGGUGGUCCUGCACCUCCCAGAGAUCGAGAAGUGGCUGAGAGCAACCAGCGACAGAGUGACGCAGCUCACACACUCUGUGGGACAAGACAGCGACAACAGACACGUGGACGUCCACCUGGUGCAGCUCAAGGACAUCUGUGAGGACAUCUCAGACCAUGUGGAGCAGAUCCACGCCCUGCUGGAGACAGAGUUCUCCCUGAAGCUCCUGUCCUACUCCGUCAACAUCAUCGUUGACAUCCGGACGGUGCAGCUGCUGUGGCACCAGCUGAGGGUCUCUGUCCUGGUCCUGAAGGAGCGUCUGCUGCAGGGCCUGCAGGACUCCAACGGAAACUAUACCCGGCAGACCGACAUCCUGCAGGCCUUCAGCCAGGACCAGCACCAGACUCGGCUGGACGCUCUGACGGAGGUGGACGACUGCGGUCAGCUGACUAUCCGCUGCAGCCAGGACUACUUCUCCUUAGACUGCGGGAUCACCGCCUUCGAGUUGAGCGACUACAGCCCCGGAGACGAGCCCGAGGCCCGGGGGACCGAGGCAGGCGACGAGGAGGAGGACCUCGAUCAAGCUCCAGGUCCAAAUCCAGAUCCAGAGCCGGCAGCCGACAACGAGGAGGAGGAGGAGGAGGAGGAAGGAAUCUCAAACCCUGAACUCCACAACAGUCUACCUGAACUCACCCUGCCCGCCGACUCAUCAAACAAAAACCAUUCUGCGUCAGUAUUGGCGAGCAGCCACGGUGAGAGUGCGAAGCGCCCCCUGCAGGGCGUGAGCCUCAGCACCGAGGUGUCGCCCACGCAGCCGUCGCUGCCCAAGAGAGCCGCUCUGUUCUCCCCCGGGAGCGUGGAGGACUCCAGGGGAGGUCUGAGGAAGGUCAGCCCGCUCUCGGGGCUCCAGUUUCAGGCCGAGCUGAGUCGGAGCACCCCUUCUCUCAUGGAUCCUCCAGACCGCUCCAAGUUCUGGUUGGAGCUGGACUCAGUUUAUCCAGAGAAUGUUUCACAGUCCUACGAGAGUCUGCAGGUCAUGAACGGGCGCAACCUCCAGAGAAACCACGUGAGCUCCAGACAGGCAGGACGCUCUCAGGGGAGCGUCCAGAGACCGCUGACCGGAUCCAGGAGCUCAUCUGGGGCCAGAGCGACCAGCAACGCCCCCCCGCCUCUCCAAGAGCCGGCGUCUCGGGAUGAAAUAUCCAAACAAAUGGAGAGGAGCCAGAAGGAGACACAUGCACACAGUGAGGGGGACUCUGACUCCUCAUUGCCCUCCCCCAUGAGGGAGCAGUUCCUCUCCUCAGACCAGGAGGCGUCCGGAGAGGAGUCAGACCCCCGACCGCGUCCCGGCAAGACGGCGGUGUGGAUCGUGAAGCGCCAGGGCCAGAAGGGGGCCCAGGUUUCAUCAAGAGCCAGCCCAGACAGGGAGCACUGGUACGGGUCAGAGGAGUUCCUGGCUCUCCCCGCUCAGCUCCGUAAGACAGAGAUGCUCGCCAUGAAGCUGGAGACUCUGGCUCAGUCCCUCCCAGUGAGGCCCGGAGGCUGUGACUCCGCCCUCGAGGCUCUGCAGGACGUGGACGACUGGGAUUUGACGGAGCUGAACCCAGAAUGGGACGUCGGGGAGAGCGGGGACAACAUGAGCAGCGUUGGGGAGAGCGGGGAUGACAUGCCUUCUCUCCUGCCUCCACUGCUUCCGUACAGGAGGAACCUGGUGAGCCGCUUCAGCUCCACCUCCUCCAGCGACAUCGCUCCCUCGCUGGACGAAAGCAUCGAGUCCGGUCCGCUGAGCGACCUGCAGUCUGAAGACGACGAGGGCCGAAGGUCCGCAGAGCGCCGCCUGCAGCUGACGGCGCCCCCGGUGGACGUACGUGGAGGCGUGUCCCUGGUACUCCAGCUGCUGGAGGACAUCCAGAGUCAGGACAAAGACCCGGCCAUCUGGAAGAAGAUAGAGUGCUUCGUGCAGCAGUUGGACGGGUUCAUCUCGUGGCUGCAGGAGGCGCUGGACAGCACGGAGAACUGGACGCAGCCCAGACAGGACCUGGACAGCCUGAGGGCGUACCUGGACACACACCUGAAUUUUAAGCUGAACGUGGACAGUCGCAGCUCUCUGAAGGAGAACAUCAUGGAGGAAGGAAGAGCUCUGCUCAGCGUCAUCACCUCCCACCAAUCAGGUCUGAAGGAUAUCCUCCAUAUGGUCUCCAGCCAAUGGGAUCAGCUCCAGCGGCAGAUCCGGCGCCAACAUGGCUGGAUGCUCCGCGCCCUGCGCUGCAUCCAGGCCCGCCUCCUCUACAGCGGCCAGCUGCACGAGCCCUUCGCCGCCUCGGGGGACCCGUCGGCCAAUCGCCAGGCCCCGUGCCCGUCGGACGGCCUCAAGGCGGAGCUGAUCCCCAGUCAGUGUGAAGCCCAGCGAGCCGCCCUGGCAGAGCAGAUGGCUGUCAAACUGAGGAGCCUGCAGUACCCGUCACCGGCCAGCAGGAGGCACUACAGCCAGCUGGCCAGGAACAACAGUCUGCAAGAGUUUGAGGCUGAGUACCAGGAGCUGUGGGAUUGGCUGAUGGACAUGGACGCCAUGGUAACAGACAGUCACCAGCUGAUGAUGUCAGAGGAGCAGAGACAUCACCUCUUCAAGAGCAGCCACGCUGAGCUGAUGAUGAUGGAGAGCAGGAAGACCAGCCUGCUGGGCCGCGCUGAGUCCCUGAAGAGGAGCGCCACCGAGCUGCCGGGACACUUCCACAGCAAGAUACACAACCUGACGCACACCUGGAGACAGCUGGAGAAAAUCCUGUCGGAGCACUCUGGACCCGGCUCGUCCUCGCAGCAGAGCCGCCCGGCCGGCGUGAACUCGCUGCUGGCCGGUGGGCGGGGCGUCGCCGUGGACAACCCUCGCUCCGCCCUCUCGCCGCUCACCAACUCGCUGCUGGAGCAGCUGGAGGCUCGUAUCAAAGAGCUGAAGGCGUGGCUCAGGGACACCGAGCUGCUCAUCUUCAACUCGUGCCUGGGACAAGACAAGGACGCCUCGGAGCAGCUGCACAGCUUCAAGUCUCUGUGUUCGGAGGUGCGAGCCCGACGGAGAGGAGUCGCCUCCGUCCUGAAACUCUGCCAGAAACUGCUGCAACAGAGCCAGUCGGGCCCCAUGGCGGAGGUGGGCCCAGAGGCAGAGCAGCACCGGGAGGCCCUGCAGCUGCUGUCAAUCAACCUGGAGAGGAGGUGGGAGGCGAUCGUGAUGCAGGCACUGCAGUGGCAGAACAGACUGAGGAGAGAGCUGGGAGAGCAGCAGGUUCCUGGGAGCGUUCUGGAGCCCGGUCUGGUCGACCUCCACCAGAUCAGCCCGGUCCCGGCCGGCCCGGUGGCUCCGCCCACCGACGACUCCUGGGAAUGGGAUGAGACGGAUAUGACAAUCACAGAGCUGGAGCCACAGGAAGCAGCGGAGCCAGACCUCAUGCACAACCUGUCAGAACCAAACCUGCCUUCAGACGGCGCCCUGGCCAACGGGAACCAACCGGACGGGGUUCAGAGUCCUCAGAGGAUGUCCCACAUGAGAGGAGGAGAGUCUAACGUGAUCUCCCAAACUUUUCCUCCUCCGAACAACAACAACACCGUCUACCAGGUGUACAGCCUCCACAGCGUGGAGCUCUACCGACAGCCUCAGUUUCUUCCUCACUCGUCCUCCUCGCUGCACAAAACCAAAUCAGGAAAACGGAAACAGCACCUCCUGCUGAAGAGCCUGAGCAAGGACUCCUCGUUCUCCUCCAUCGAGUCGCUCCCGGACCUCCUGGGAGGCUCGACGUCGAGCAGCCGAGGAGGAGAGAGGAUCGGCGGGUACCGGGACGUGGAGAGCGAGCGGGAGAGCGGCAGGGGGAGCUUCCAGUCGGCCAGCAGCCGGCGGUCGGAGAGCGAGAGCGGGAUCGUGAGCGACACGGGAGACAUGGAGGCCACAACAAACUCUGAAAACCAGGGAGAGGAGGAGGAAAAGGAGGGGGAGGAGGAGGGGGAGGAGGAGGGGGAGGAGGAAAAGAAGCAGAGGAAGUAUGAAACUGUACACAAAGACGGUGUCGCCAGGCACAACCACAGAAACAAGAGAGAGGAGAAUGUGAAGGAGAAAGGACGGAGGAGGGAUGAAAUCAGGAGGAACAGAGAGGAGGAGAAGAGGAGGAGGCACAGGAGAGGAGGAGGGGAGGCAGUGGAGAUCCUCAUCAACGGCCGGGGGAUCCUGACUCCUGCUGACUCCGACUCUGACUUUGAGGCAGGAGGACUCUCCGUGGACUCCUCCAAGACCUUUGAGUCCUGCAGUGACACCACACAGAUCAAAGUGGGGCCGUUUAACGGUCUGGAGACCUCCUGGUCUCCUCCUGGUCUCAGCCGCCGGGCCUCCAGUCCGGUUCUCUCUCAGGGCUCCUCUCUGGAGUCCCUGCUGGCUCUGGGGGUGGAGUUGUUCCCCUCCAAGGAGCAGCUGCAGCGGAGCGCCUCCUUGGAGAGCUGCCUGCCGCCGUGUCGCAGCGCGGAGGAGACCGGGGGCAGCCUGGCCAGCCUCGGGGAGCUGGACCCGGGCCAGAACCAGGAGAACCGGGACGCAGGAGAACCGGGAGAGGAGAAGAACAUUGAAAAGGCAGAACCGUCUUCUGGGGAGCUGAGCCGGAGAACUCUGGACCUCCUGCAGCGCCUGGAGAACAUCCAGAGUCCUCUGGCGGCCAAAAUGACCCGCAGCGUGUCUGACAUGACGCUCCGGAGCAGCUCGCCGCAGCAGAGCAGGCUCCCCGCCUCGCCGUCCCUCGGUGGGCGCCACGCCCCUCUUUCAGGUAUUUCCCGUAAAGGACCCCCAUCCCUCAUCAACGAGAGCUCGGCCACAGCGUCUCUGACGGAGCUCAGCAGCACCGAGGACUCGUCCUUCGGCUCUGAAGACUUCGCCAUGUUCAGGAACCAGCGCCACCUCUUCCUGGAUCCCGCCAACGGCAACUCCAGCUGUUACAGGAAGCAUUGCCACGGCAACAGCAGGGGAGGACACGGGAUGGACGAAUCGGACGCGGCCAGUCUGAGCCUGGUGGUCAACGUCUCCUGCAAGUCGGCGUGCACGGACGAAGACGAGGACGACAGCGACCUCCUGUCGUCCUCCACGCUCACGCUCACCGAGGAGGAGCUCGGUGUUCGGGACGAAGAGGACGAGGAGGAGGAGAGGUUGAGCGGCGGCUCCUCCGGAAACGAUGACGACGAGGAUGAUGAAGAGGAGAUGGAGGGGUCGUACGUGCUGGGGCUGGAGUACAUGAAGAGGGAGCUGCAGAGCUGGAUCAGAUCUCCUCGAACCUCCUCCUCCUCGAAGACAGAAGCGGGCCUCCGGGACGAGCUGCAGUGUGGGACCAACCUGUCCUCCUCCUUCACCUCGUCCUCUCAGAACAAGGAGCAGCACGGCUACCAGAACCGCACAAAACUCAUGGAAAACAACACAAACAGUAGCAACAACAAAACAAAAAGAGACACGAAGGAGCAGAAAGAAGAGGAGGAGAACCGCAGGAACGCAACGAGAAGCUACAUCAGCCAGUUUGUGGACGACGUGGAGAACGGGAACGUGGAGCAGAGCUGCUUGAAGGGGAAGGACGAGGACGACGAGCUCCUCCGGGAGGAGUCCAGCGUCUUCACCAAGAAAGGAGAGUCGCUGAGGGAGGCGUACGUGUUCUCCAAGACAGCCGAGUAGUCUCUGCAGGAUGUCGGUGAGUUGAUCGUGAACACAGACUCAAACUCCACGCAGCAGCUGUCUCCGUCGCCGUCCUGCGAGCUCCUCCCCUUCCUGUCCAAACGGGCUUCAUCUCUAGUGGGCCAGCUGAGAGGGGAGCUCCCCUGCCACAGCGCCUCCCUCCCCUCGCCUCCUUCCCUCUCUCCCGUAGACGACUGCACAUCCCACGAUGACUCCUCCCACGGCGGCGGGCCGGCGGCCGGAGGACGGAAGGCCAUCACCAGCCAGGAGAAGUUCAAGUUCUCGUCUUUCGUGACGGAGGAGACGAGGAGGGAGGUCAGAGACAAACAAUCGUCCCUGCCUCCGAAAAAACGGCACAAUUCUCACUCCUCCUCCUGCUGCAGCCACCUCCCCUCUCCCUCCUCGCUGCACCCCUGCAGCGUCGACGAGGAGAAGAAGAAGAACGUGCACGACUUUGUGAUGGAGAUUAUUGACAUGACGUCACUGGCGCUGAAGAGCAAAGAGAGCCAGCCUGAAGAACCGAACCAGAACCAGAACGACCCGGACCAGGGACCUGCAUCACUAGCACACAUCAGAGACAAGGUGCUGGAGCACUCCCACCGGCCUCUCCACCUGCGUAAGGGAGACUUCUACUCCUACCUGUCUCUGUCCUCCCAUGACAGCGACUGUGGCGAGGUCAGCCAGUGCUCCGAGGACAAGAGCUCCACGCCGGCGCCCUACAGCCUCCCGUCCUACUCCACGCCCACCCAGGGCCUGCUCAGCCCCAGCCUGAGCCCCGAGCUGUUCACCAGCACCAGGCGGCAGACCUCCAACCCGUCUUCCAGGCGCUCCUCUCCCGGUUUCGACUCCAGGAGCGGUGGCUUCUGUGGCGCUCUGGAUCUGAAGGCCGUGGCGGGGAGCUGCAGCGAGGAGCCCGGCAGCCCCGCCCUCUCCCUGCCCCCGAGCCCAGACAUCAGGGACGAGGAGACCCUGUUUGCGGUCUGCACCGAGGAGGUCUACCUGGGCCCGCCUCUCUGCUACAGCAUGGUGCUCACCAAGAAACCCCGCCGCUUCCUGCUGAAAGACAACGUAGAGUUCUUGCCCUCUCUGGACUCUGGCUAUGAACUGGAUCACAGUCUAGCUUCCUUGCCUUUUUCAGAACAGAACCCAGGUGAUAGUCUGAGCCACCUGUCUCCCUCUAAGGAGUUAGUGUUGGACAGAGACCUGCUGUAUUUCCAAGGAUCCAGUCCCACAGAGGAUCCACAUGACUCCUUCUCUCCUCCUUCUCCCGCCUCCCUCCAGGGGCCCGGCUCCAAACCACAAGCUGACACUCCUUCCCCUCCUUCUCCCGUGUCCUCCGGGGAAGAGGAGCGAGGUGAGGACCCGUACCUCCUCUGUGAUGUCGCUGGAGGAGAAGUCGCGGCCGCUGCAAGUGUCAGCGCGCCGCAGGAGGAGAGGAGUCGUAAUGAGGGGCCUCCUUAUCUUAAUCCCCGGGCGCGUGUCGCCCCGAUAGACUCCUCCGCAGCCGAAUGUUUGGCAGAUACUAAAACGCUUGAAUCCAAUAUGGGCGCCGUAAUGACCAAGAUAAGUGUCUGCAGCUCCGCUACAAAUCCCUCAAAAGAGCCAGCCACCACCGCCACGCGUAUUAAUCCCAAAAUUAACUGCUCGGCGAUGAGAGAGGCAGAUAGGGAGGAGGGGGAGCGGCAGGGGGAGGCGGAUGCUCAGCGGGUGAAGCCGGAGGAGAAGGGGAGGAGAGGGCGGAGCGGCUCGCAGCAGGAAGCAAAGACAGCAGCGGAGAAGCAGGUGAGUGUUCCAGCAUUAGUCAAUCACGCCUCCAGAGCAUCAGAGGGGCGGAGCCAAGCCUCAGUGAGACCGCCCACCUCCAGGACAAGACCUGUCAGUAGACUUCCUGUCCUGGGAGCAGCAGCCUCCAGGAUCCAGCUGUAGAGGAGCUCCUGCACCUCCUCCUGAAGCCUCCUCACCUCUCCCAUCUCCCAAAUCUCACAGCUGUAACCCAGCGGAGCGUUAGGAAAACUGGACUGAAAACUCAUCCGGCAGUUUCAGGGUCUGAUUUCAGGGUUGAACUUGAGUUUCUGAGUGGUUAUGAAGCAGCUUUUUUUCGGGUUUUAGCUGAGCAUAUUUUUCAGUUUGUUUGUUUGUGGACAGUGCAGAGCAUUCACAGCAAAACACAGUUUGAAUGUGAAGAAGACGAAGAUCUAAGAGCUCAGAGGGAAAACAACACACCCAACAAGGAUUCAUUUGUGAUUAUCGAUUGAUUAUUAGAGUUAGAAAAAUAGAAAUCAGGAUGGAAAUGAAGCAGAUAAGAAGCGUUUAGCAAAGAAAUUAAUCAUUGCAGUGAAAUCCCACAUCUGAAAGAAACAUUCACUUAAUGUCACUGAUGAGUCACAACAUUAAACAUCACAUGGAUGACAUAAAUUCAGGAGAAAUAGAAAAAAUGUAUCCGGAGAAAACAUCUUUUUAUGUCCAACUGAAGGCAACCCAGAUUCAGCUUGAUCUUCUAUUAACUGUGUUUUUUUGUUGUUGGUUUUUUUACAUUUUUUAUUAUAUCGUGGUGUUCUCAGGUCAGUGAUGCCACCUGAUGUUCUGCACUGUGCUCACUCAUCUGGCAUUACAAGAGUGAUCAGUAUGAGGAAGAUUUGAAUGUGAGUGAUGUUAACCUGACCUGAGAUCAGCUGGAUUUACAGGUUUACACUCAGAUGGACCCUUGUGUUGCUCCUUAUUGAUGCUACUUCCUGUUGUUUCACUGGUUGCACAAAGAAAUAUGAGACGUGUCUGCUGAGCUUAAUGCCGAUUAAGAACGGCAACAUCAUCAUUCUACUCAACACAGAGCUACAUCUCUCAGUGUGGAUUAACACAAAUCAAAACUCUGAUAUUUACAGUAUUCCCAUGUCUACUGAUGAGCUAGAAUGAACAAAACGUGACACCGAAUGACUGAAAGAAACAAAUUGGGGAUUCAGUUUGAGCUGCAUCUUGUAAAAGAGACUCAAAUACUGCUCACCGAACAAGUUGUUCUGGCCAAAACCUUUGCUAACAGUUAAUCAGAGUUGGUGAACAUUGUUUGUUCAACCUCACGAGCCAUCAUCUGUUGAAUUCUUGACAUUCGUUCAUCCAAUCCACUUCACACUCUGUAGAUGUAUAGCUGAGGACAAAGGAAGUGCAGAGUGGAGAGAAAUGGAACAUGUUUAUAAGUAGUGUGUUAUGUUCACACUGUAGUUUAUUAAGAGGGGACCCUGUUAACUGUAGCCGCUGCAGUGACCCUGUUAACUGUAGCCGCUACAGUGACCCUGUUAACUGUAGCCGCUACAGUG
Molecule: messenger RNA, 9451 nt
Organism: Centropristis striata (black sea bass)
Lineage: Eukaryota; Metazoa; Chordata; Actinopteri; Perciformes; Serranidae
Gene: akap6
Product: A kinase (PRKA) anchor protein 6
Exons: 23
Source: RefSeq, a predicted model, not a curated record